CUUCCUCUGCUUCCCGUCCUCGAGUCCAGCCGGGAAGUUUGCAGCGUCUGUGCGUGCUUGUGUGUGUCUGUGGGCUUGAGUGGGUGUGGAAAGGCUUGGGCGGCGUUCGUGCCGGCCUUGGGGUUUUUGCCCACUGGGCUUCCCGUACCCCGGGUCGCUCCGGCGCUGGGCUGUGGCCCGCGGAGGGGGCGCGGCGGCGGGCUCUCGCCUUUUGUUGUUUCCUCCGCUUGGGGAGCGCCAGGGGGGACGCGCCUAGGGGGGGCGACUCGGAGCCGGGGCCUGUUGGCCCCCGGGGCUCCCGGGUGGGCAGAGCAGGGCGGAAAGUGCGGGCUUCAAGAUGAUGGCGGCCGAGGCCGGCGGUGAGGAGGGCGGCCCGGUGGGCGCCGGGGCCGGCGGCGGCGCGGUGGCCGGCCCGAGUCCCUACCCGGCCGUGUGCCGAAUGAAGAUACCUGCGGCCCUUCCUGUUGCAGCCGCCCCCUAUCCUGCGAUGGCGGAAGCUGGAGUGGUCGGGACUCUGGGUGGCGGAGCCUCCUUCGGGCCGGGGUUCCUGGGCGCCGGCUCGGCGGCGGGGGCUCCGGGGGGAGCAGGACUGACAGGCGGAGGUGCGCCUGCUGGCGUGGUUGGUGUCGCCCCCGGCCCUGGUGGGGACGUGGCUCUUCCCAAGGGGACCACUUCGUUGCCCGCCGAGACCCUGGGGCAAGGGGGCGGAUUCCCCCCUUUGCCGCCCCCUCCUCAGCUGCUCCCGUUGGGCGCGGGCCUGGGCACCGUGGACGAAGGUGAUUCUCUGGAUGGACCAGAAUAUGAAGAAGAAGAAGUGGCGAUUCCGUUGACUGCACCACCUACGAACCAGUAAGUCGGAACUGCUCUGGGAAAGACGAGGUGGGGCGGGAAGGGUGGAAGUUACCUUGUUAGAGCCCACUUUGUUAGGGGAAUAUUCAUAUUUUCUAUUUUAUCUUGGUUGAACAUUAUCUGUCAUUUUUACUUUGUUGCCAAUUGUAUGGAUGAGUUUUAUAUACAGGGUAAGAGGUUUCAAAGCCAGCAAGAUUUGGUCCUUUACAUUAACCAUCCCUCAGACCUGUUGGAGGGCUGGCCUUUGCUGGUGCCAUUGGCAAAUCCAGAGCCAGUAGAAGAUAGAAGGCGUGUGCGAGCCAUUCUACCUUACACAAAAGUACCAGACACGGAUGAAAUAAGUUUCUUAAAAGGUGAUAUGUUUAUUGUCCAUAAUGAAUUAGAAGAUGGAUGGAUGUGGGUUACAAACCUAAGAACAGAUGAACAAGGCCUUAUUGUUGAAGACCUUGUAGAAGAAGUGGGCCGGGAAGAAGAUCCACAUGAAGGCAAAAUAUGGUUCCAUGGGAAGAUUUCCAAACAGGAAGCUUAUAACUUACUAAUGACAGUUGGCCAGGUCUGCAGUUUUCUUGUGAGGCCUUCAGAUAAUACACCUGGUGACUAUUCACUUUAUUUUCGGACCAUUGAAAAUAUUCAGCGAUUUAAAAUAUGUCCAACACCAAACAAUCAGUUUAUGAUGGGAGGUCGGUAUUACAACAGCAUUGGAGACAUCAUAGAUCACUAUAGAAAAGAACAGAUUGUUGAAGGGUAUUAUCUUAAGGAACCUGUACCAAUGCAGGAUCAAGAACAAGUACUCAAUGAUGCAGUAGAUGGCAAGGAAAUCUAUAAUACAAUUCGUCGUAAAACAAAAGAUGCCUUUUAUAAAAACAUUGUUAAAAAAGGUUAUCUUCUAAAAAAGGGCAAAGGAAAACGGUGGAAAAAUUUAUAUUUUAUUUUAGAGGGCAGUGAUGCACAACUUAUUUAUUUUGAAAGUGAAAAACGAGCUACAAAACCAAAAGGAUUAAUAGAUCUCAGUGUAUGUUCUGUCUAUGUUGUUCACGAUAGUCUUUUUGGCAGGCCAAACUGUUUUCAGAUAGUAGUUCAGCACUUUAGUGAAGAACAUUACAUCUUUUACUUUGCAGGAGAAACACCAGAGCAAGCAGAGGUCAGCAGUCUUGUUUUACAUAUUGAAGAAGCCCAUAAACUCCCAGUAAAACAUUUUACUAACCCAUAUUGUAACAUCUACCUGAAUAGUGUCCAGGUAGCAAAAACUCAUGCAAGAGAAGGGCAAAACCCUGUUUGGUCUGAAGAGUUUGUCUUUGAUGAUCUUCCUCCUGAUAUCAACAGAUUUGAAAUAACUCUUAGUAAUAAAACAAAGAAAAGCAAAGAUCCUGAUAUCUUAUUUAUGCGUUGCCAGUUGAGUCGAUUACAGAAAGGGCAUGCCACUGAUGAAUGGUUUCUGCUCAGCUCCCACAUACCAUUAAAAGGUAUUGAACCAGGAUCCUUGCGUGUCAGAGCACGAUACUCUAUGGAAAAAAUCAUGCCAGAAGAAGAGUACAGUGAAUUUAAAGAGCUUAUACUGCAAAAGGAACUUCAUGUUGUCUAUGCUUUAUCACAUGUAUGUGGACAAGACCGAACACUACUGGCUAGCAUCCUUCUGAGGAUAUUUCUUCAUGAAAAGCUUGAAUCAUUGUUACUAUGUACACUAAAUGACAGAGAAAUAAGCAUGGAAGAUGAAGCCACUACCCUUUUUCGAGCCACAACACUUGCAAGCACCUUGAUGGAGCAGUAUAUGAAAGCCACUGCUACGCAGUUUGUUCAUCAUGCUUUGAAAGACUCUAUUUUAAAGAUAAUGGAAAGCAAGCAGUCUUGUGAGUUAAGUCCAUCAAAGUUAGAAAAAAAUGAAGAUGUGAACACUAAUUUAGCACACCUAUUGAACAUACUUUCAGAGCUGGUGGAGAAAAUAUUCAUGGCCUCAGAAAUACUUCCACCGACACUGAGAUAUAUUUAUGGGUGUUUACAGAAAUCUGUGCAGCACAAGUGGCCAACAAAUACCACCAUGAGAACCAGAGUUGUUAGUGGCUUCGUAUUUCUUCGACUUAUCUGCCCUGCUAUUCUGAAUCCACGGAUGUUUAAUAUCAUCUCAGAUUCCCCAUCUCCUAUUGCUGCAAGAACACUGAUAUUAGUGGCUAAAUCUGUACAGAAUUUAGCAAAUCUUGUGGAAUUUGGAGCUAAGGAACCCUAUAUGGAAGGUGUAAAUCCAUUCAUCAAAAGUAAUAAACAUCGUAUGAUCAUGUUUUUGGAUGAACUAGGGAAUGUACCUGAACUUCCAGACACUACAGAACAUUCAAGAACUGACUUAUCUCGUGAUUUAGCAGCAUUACAUGAGAUUUGUGUGGCCCAUUCAGAUGAACUGCGGACACUCAGUAAUGAGCGUGGUGCACAGCAGCAUGUACUGAAAAAGCUUCUGGCAAUAACAGAACUGCUUCAACAGAAGCAAAACCAGUAUACAAAAACCAAUGAUGUCAGGUAGCAGCCUUCACUUCAGUAUUCUGCAUGGCUCCAGCAUGCCCAACAUGGUAAUUCACAUCAGUUAUAAUGUCUCCUUUGCUCUUGCCAAAAAAUAGCACAUCUUUACACAUUCCCAGUGAUGUGUGAACUAUGCAAACAAAAUUCAAGAUUCUGCUGGUAAAUAACAGUAUCAACAGCUUUGUAAGCUAUCUGUGCAGAAUAUUUGCACUUUUUCCACAUGGAUUCAAUCUUUACCAACCUCUGAGCCUUGGUGUACAGAUCACCUUUCACAAAACAAAACAUGACUGUAUCUUGAACUUUUCAAAUAUAUUUUCAAUGUAUCCAAUUGCCAAAGUUUUGCUGUCUCUUGAAAAAAGAACUUUGAAAUCAACUGACAAGAAAAAGCAUUCUCUAUUGACAACUGACCAACUGGAUUGAAGACUGUUCUUACUGUAACUUUUUCCUGCUUAAGAAUAUGACCGUUUGACUGUUCAAUGACUUUAUUUGUAUUCACAGUUCAAGAAUUUGCCAUUAUAAUAGAAACAAUCUUUGCUGUAUACUUUUUUAAAAUGUGCGAUUUCUCUUGCUGGAACUGUUGAAAGAAAAUAUAUAGAUUGGAUGUAUUGCUCAUCAGCUUUAUUUUUUAAACAUACCACUUAUUUUGUUGGACUUGUUGAAGACUAUCUAGAGCUCAUAAUGCAUUUUGGUAAAAUGUUUACAACAGUAAAUAAUAUGAAUUCAAUAAAUAUUAUUGACCAUUGUAUUCACUGAUGCAUGUAUCCAUUCAGCCACUUUAGAGGUUACCAACUUCCUGUUCAUUAAUUCCAAGUUGAGUUUGGGAUUUGAGCACCCCAUUGAUUAUGUAACCAUACCACCAGCUGCUUAGUGUCUCCAUCUUUAAAUUUCUGAUAAUUUGUUGUAUCUACUGAGUAUUUAGUUUGUAUAAUUUUAUUUGCUUUUGUAUGUGUAUUUUUGUGUAAUAUUCACAAGGGUUAAGUUAAAAUAAAACCAAGGGAUAUCAUAUGAAUUA
Messenger RNA from Echinops telfairi (small Madagascar hedgehog), 4366 nucleotides. RefSeq names its product RAS p21 protein activator 1 (gene RASA1). Lineage: Eukaryota; Metazoa; Chordata; Mammalia; Afrosoricida; Tenrecidae. The transcript is spliced from 30 exons. The record is from RefSeq and is a predicted model, not a curated record. Gene Ontology annotation, molecular function: protein binding. Gene Ontology annotation, biological process: regulation of GTPase activity.